UCUGCGUCACGGAACCAUGUACUUUGAUCGGGUCCUUCCAAGCUUUGAAAUUAAUGCCGAUAAAACGUUGUUUGUUAGUGAGGAAGGGCAAAGUGCGCCAUCCAGUUCUGCGGUUAUGACAGGCGCAAAGUCACCCUGCACUGGUCCGUCCAGCCCUAUCUCAAUGGACUCUGAAUCCAGCUGCUCGAGCCCAGACUCGAAACCAGAUCCUGAGCCACGAGUGCGUAGGCCUUUGAAUGCAUUCAUCAUUUGGACCAAAGAGGAACGCAGGCGCUUGGCACAGCUCAACCCAGAUUUAGAAAACACAGAUUUGAGCAAAAUUCUCGGUAAGACCUGGAAGGCCAUGUCCCUGGCAGAGAAGCGGCCGUACAUGCAGGAGGCAGAGAGGCUGAGAGUGCAGCACACCAUCGACCACCCCAACUACAAGUACAGGCCCCGGAGGAGGAAGCAGCUGAAGAAGGUUCCCAAAGCCCUGCCAGCAGAGGCCCCGCACUGCCCCAGCACCGCUACUCAAGAUUUUGGCAUGGGGGACUACAAUCUGAGUUACCUGAUUCAGAGUCAGUACCAGCAGCAUGCGGUUCAAACCAUGCCAGCCUAUUUUUGGGACUCACAAAUGUACCACUUGCAGAGUCCCCAGAUGUCUGGCCAGCAGUACCCUCAGGCCAGAAGUGCCUACGUUCCUCCACGCGGUGAGCAGUGCGACUGGAAGACCUGCAGCUGUCAGCUCUGCACAAAUGUAUCUUGUCUCGAUUUCUACUUGGAACAGUUUAAAGUGGACCUGCUCAGCGACUUGGACCGCAGCGAAUUUGAACAGUAUCUCGGACCAGCUGCAUGUAGGCCUGAGGCAGUGGACUCUAUUGCUUCUCAACAAAGUGCCCUACAGUGGUUUUAACAGUUAUAAUUAUGUUUUAACAUUCAGUGUCUCAUUUUUU
Molecule: messenger RNA, 932 nt
Organism: Anguilla anguilla (European eel)
Lineage: Eukaryota; Metazoa; Chordata; Actinopteri; Anguilliformes; Anguillidae
Gene: sox32
Product: SRY-box transcription factor 32
Exons: 2
Coding region: 17-892 (291 amino acids)
Biological process (GO): anatomical structure morphogenesis; cell differentiation; regulation of DNA-templated transcription
Molecular function (GO): DNA-binding transcription factor activity, RNA polymerase II-specific; RNA polymerase II cis-regulatory region sequence-specific DNA binding
Source: RefSeq, a predicted model, not a curated record